This is a messenger RNA of Talpa occidentalis (Iberian mole), 2960 nucleotides long. It is a transcript of the gene KDELR1, whose product is annotated as KDEL endoplasmic reticulum protein retention receptor 1. The transcript is spliced from 5 exons. Gene Ontology annotation, biological process: protein retention in ER lumen; endoplasmic reticulum to Golgi vesicle-mediated transport. Gene Ontology annotation, cellular component: membrane; cis-Golgi network; endoplasmic reticulum. Gene Ontology annotation, molecular function: ER lumen protein retrieval receptor activity. Lineage: Eukaryota; Metazoa; Chordata; Mammalia; Eulipotyphla; Talpidae. The coding region runs from base 201 to 839 and encodes 212 amino acids. The record is from RefSeq and is a predicted model, not a curated record.
CUCCCUCGUCCCGGCUCCAGCUCUGCCGCCUGCUCGGGCCUCGGCUCCCCCUCCCAGAGCCCCCUCCCCGGAGCGGAGCCCACCCCAGGGCCCCUCUCCCGCCCCCCCGCCCGGCCGCCCGGCCAGAGCAGCAGCCCCGGGAGGCAGCUUCUCGCCAGCCUGACCCCCUCCAGCCCAGCCCUGCCAGACGCCCCCCAACCAUGAAUCUCUUCCGAUUCCUGGGAGACCUCUCCCACCUCCUAGCCAUCAUCUUGCUACUGCUAAAAAUCUGGAAGUCCCGCUCUUGUGCCGGGAUUUCAGGGAAGAGCCAGGUCCUGUUUGCUGUGGUGUUUACUGCACGAUACCUGGACCUCUUCACCAACUACAUCUCACUCUACAAUACUUGCAUGAAGGUCGUCUACAUUGCCUGCUCUUUUACCACGGUCUGGAUGAUUUACAGCAAGUUCAAAGCCACUUAUGAUGGGAACCACGACACAUUCCGGGUGGAGUUCCUCGUUGUCCCCACGGCCAUCCUGGCUUUUCUGGUCAACCAUGACUUUACCCCUCUAGAGAUCCUCUGGACCUUCUCCAUCUACCUGGAGUCGGUGGCCAUCUUGCCACAGCUAUUCAUGGUGAGCAAGACGGGCGAGGCGGAGACCAUCACCAGCCAUUACCUGUUCGCACUGGGUGUCUACCGCACGCUCUAUCUCUUCAACUGGAUCUGGCGCUACCACUUUGAGGGCUUCUUCGACCUCAUCGCCAUCGUGGCUGGCCUGGUCCAGACGGUCCUCUACUGCGAUUUCUUCUACCUCUACAUCACCAAAGUCCUAAAGGGGAAGAAAUUGAGUUUGCCAGCCUAGCCCCGGUCCUCGUUCUCGCCAUCCCUCUCUUUGGCGACAGCGGCGAGAGGCAGGGGAAGGCAACGAAAGACAAGAACCUUUCGGUCCAGGGGUGACUUUUGAAAGAACCAACUUCUCCCCACUUCCCAUCGUCCCCUCCUGCCGGGUUUCAGGGGGUGGUGGAGGACCCCCAAGUCUUGGGGAGCUCAGGACCUGGGCUGUUUGUAGUUUUUUGCCUUUUAGAGAAGAGAAAAAAAGCUUUCCACUAUUUAGUUUUUGAUUCUGAUGACCCUCCUCUCUCUUCUACUCUCUAGCCCCCAUUUUUAUAAACUGUUUCUGAGUGUCCUGUGGGGUGUGGCAGGGUGGGAGAGCUUUUCCCUCCCCCCAGACCCCUCGGCUCCCUUCCAGAUUCUAUUGCCUAGCCCCAGGGGUUGCCAAACACUAAAUCUGCCAACACCCUCAUUGGCCCAACCUCCCACCACGGCCAUGAACCAUCACCACCACCCCCCCAAAUUUUGGACUGGGGUAAGAGGGGUGGGAAGGUGCCCCUGAUUUUUUCAUGAUAAUGAUUUCCCAGAGUUUGGGUUCUUUGGUCUUAUCCUCAUUUUUUGGCAGUUUAGGGGGGCAAGGGGCUGGGCGUGGGAGGGAGCUGGCCAGAGGGUCACCGCGGCUCUCCUGCCGUGUUUUUGUACAGAAUUGUUGGUUGAUUCUUUGUUCUCUUGAAAUAAACCGAGGAAAAUGAUGCCUCUCUUUCACUACUUGUGGCCCUCUCUCUGGCGUUUGACUCUGCUGAUUCCUGACUCCUCACGGCUUCCCUGGGGGAAGAGGUUUUGGAGAAAAAAUAAAUCUCAAAGAUUCUUAUCUUAGCACAGAACUUUCCUGACACUUGUCCUGGAUUUCAGGGAUGACCUUCACAAGCAUAUGACUCGGAGGCCGUAGGCAGCCCCUAUCUCCCUGCCCCUGUUUAGUGGGCAUUUUGUUGAAGCCCAUUGCAUGCUUUCUUAAAAUGAAAAGAAUCAGUUGCCAGCCUUAAAAAAAAACAGAUUUCCACAUUAAAGUCAGGAUUUCUGGCUUCUCUUGAAGAAAGAAAUUCAUCAAUCUGAUGAUGCCAGGUCCAUGUUUCUGGGUGGCAACAGAUGGCAGGAGCUCAAUGGCUGGGACACGCAAGCUUUUCACCACAGUCCCCAGGACUUGGCUGAGGGCUUGUCACCAAUUCAUUAUCGGGUGGAUGCUGUUGAUUUGGGUUUGGGUUUUGUGGAGUUAAAAGGCAAGUGAAAUACAGCCCAUGUCUCUCCAUACUGGCUCUGCACCUGGCCUUGUUCCUUUAACCUGGGAGCCCUUGGAGUUUUGCCUCCUGACUUAGUCACAUUUCCUAGAUAUCCACUGAGAUCCUCCUUAACUGUCUUAACCACCUCUAGGUUCUAGAAACAGUUUGGGGUAAAUUUUUUUUUAAUUCAUUGCCAACAAAUUCCACAUAAAUUUAAUUCAUUCUGCUAUUCCCACACUGGAAUGUCCAACUGUACUAGGGAAAUCAGAAGGUUCUAGAGCUGCACCAUCCAACACGGUAGCCUAGAGCUACAUGUGACCAACAGCAGUUGAAGUAGGAGUCUAGAGGCAGUGUGGGAACUUACUGUGGGCAUCUAAGAUGCCCCAUGAAGGAUUUUUAUAUUGAUGACAUGUUGGAUAUGUGGGUUAAAUAAAAGAUGUGAAAUGACUAUCCACUCUUUUGUUCUACUUUUCUUCAUGGGGCAACUAUGCAACUUAGAGCUGUCCCCCAUGACUCACGUUGUGAGAGCUGCCCUGGACUCCCUCCUGGACAUAGCUCCUGACUCCAUCUCCUCCUUUUGGGUUGCUUCACCCUUUGAAGUAGAUUUUUGUGACCUGCAUAUGAGUUCCCAAUUAGCUUUGGGGUCCUACAGUAAGACCCCUUCCUUUAUCCUGAGAUUGUCAUUAAAAUACUUGAAGAUAAGGAUCAUGUCCUGUCUUAGUCAUGGAUUUGCCACCCCCUGUUCCUUCAGUGACUCCUCCUCACACAGUUUGGUUUUGUUUGACUUGGGGCCCUUGUCUUGGUAAGGGAAUGGGCUUCACUCAUUUUGUAUUUUCUCCCCUAAACUUGACCUCAGCUCUAUAGGGGGGCCUCCU